AUGAAGGCCGUGCUAAUUUUUCUUUGGCGGUUCAGCAGUCUCACCACAAGGGGCUACCGUUGGUCGCUGUCCAACAAGCAACCUUUAGCCUCUCAAAGGAAUGGUCUACACGCGCUGAGCCAAAUCCAAGGCAAUUCAGAGACUCCUUGGAUGUUUGACAUUGUCGAAGAUUUCCCACCGCCUUCCAGAACAGAUAAUUUGUUGCACUAUCUUCUAUCAAACCAAAUUUUUCCGACCGCCUCUCGAGCUCGGCGUGCUAUUCGGUACGGAGAAAUAUUGGUCUUGUCGGAUGACGAGGAGUUUGAUCCCCAUGCCAUAUCUCGACCGAUUGACCCACCCUUGAAGCUGUCUAGCGGUCAUUCUGUCCAUAGAGUCACUCGUUUGCCCGACAGGUUCUAUCCAGUGCAGAUUACCAAAUACUUGUACCCUCCAGAGACUACCCUUCUACAAAACCAUGAGGACUGGGUAGUGUUUCAAGAUGACGAAAUGGCAGUGGUUCACAAGCCAGAAGGAAUGACAACCAUUGAAUCUACUACAACCGGUACAAGAGAGGACCUGCAAUCGCUGCUACCAUUUAUCUUGACCCCACCAACACGAACCAGUAAGGAGACUGUAGCCGUCCAACGGCCACGUCCAAUUCAUCGCUUGGAUCGGGGCACAUCUGGGUUGGUCUUGGUGGGCAAAACGCAAUCAACCCUUGCACGCUUGAGUGCUCUCUUUGCCAACCGACAAGUGCACAAAACAUACACUGCGGUGGUCUUUGGUCAUCCACGAGAUGGCGAUGAUGAUGAUGGUGGUGUUUCCCAGAAACACACUAAGAAAAGCUCUGGAGUGGUGGAUUACCCAAUCGACUGCAAGGCGGCUGCGACGAAGUGGAGAGUACUGGAGACAAAUGAUAGAUUUUCCAUGGUCGAAUUGAACCCAGAAACGGGCCGCUAUCAUCAGCUGCGACGACAUUUGGCAUACUGCCUCAGAGCACCGAUAGUCGGCGACCCCAAAUACGAUCUGGUUGGGACAGGCGGCAGCAGCAAUAUCGUGGAGGAACACAAGUCGUAUCGACGCUUGGGAUUGCACUUGUGCUGUCAUCAAUUGGAGUUUGACCACACAUUCGCAGCAACAAGUUUGGCCUCGCAUUCUUCGGGUCCCAAGUACUCCUAUACAAUCUCCGAAGCUACAGAUGACAAUCAGGCUGGUACCAAACGAAUGCGUGUCUCUCUGACGAGCCUUCCUGACAAAUUCUUUAAGCUAUUUCAAACUUGA
This is a messenger RNA of Seminavis robusta, 1260 nucleotides long. Lineage: Eukaryota; Bacillariophyta; Bacillariophyceae; Naviculales; Naviculaceae. The record is from the annotation of a GenBank genome assembly.